This is a messenger RNA of Seminavis robusta, 3124 nucleotides long. The record is from the annotation of a GenBank genome assembly. NCBI's taxonomy places the organism in Eukaryota, Bacillariophyta, Bacillariophyceae, Naviculales, Naviculaceae.
CGGUAGGUACAAUUGAUCUGGAUUAACCCCUCUGGAAACCACUGGAGCACGGAUGGGCUGCUGUCCUAUUGGCCCUUACGAUUGUCCAAGUCGCACCUUCCCAAUCAUUACUUACUUGGGUGCGUAACAGUAUCCAAUGAGAAUUGGCCCCCUUUUGCCCUUCGUCUCCAUGGGUAUUUUGGGGGCUUUUUAAGUACAAAUCUCUCUCACACGCCACGGCACAUCCGUGAGGCCCCAUCUUGCAUUUUCUAAAACGUCAGAACUGCUUCUCACCAGAAUUGUUUUCGAGCUGACAUCGACGACCAAGGCGCAAAAGUGUUCUUACGGGCACCUGCAUGUUGUUCGUUACUACAUGUAGCUAGUACCGCUUACGGCUGCAUUGGUUUGUUCUUGUUGAACGAGGAAGAUUCGAUUCGAUUCAUGUCCGAGAUUCCUCCUUUGGGCAUUGGAGAUGUUUGUUGCUAUAAAAGGCCGGGUAAAGAGCUCAAUAGAUACGCGAGAACCCUACAAGCUACUGUUUCGACUAGCCAGCAACUAAGCCGGAGUUGAAGAGGCUUCGAGAGGGAGAGGAAUCAAAAUCGCAUCAACAUCAAAAAGAGAGAGGUUGAAAGAAAGUUUGUGGCUCCUCUAUCUGUGGAGCUUUCAUUGGCCUCGUUUUUGAUCAUCUACUGUUGUUCCCUGGCAAGACUGGCUAGUUCGUCGACCCUUGAUCAACUAUCCGAGGAGUGUACAGUAUUCGACCCAGAAAGCAACCGAGUAUGAUGGCGGUAACCCCAAAAGUGAAUCUCCGCGGGAAUCUCGCAACAAGCGGUCUUCUGUUUUGUGUCACUCUGGUUCUGUUGGCAGGGACAGCAUUAGCUUUUUCAGCAGUGGAAAGGGUAGGUCUGAUUCCAUCCAGCAAAGGACCAGCCACUGCUGCAUGUGGUUUCCAGAGACAGCAAAGAUGCCUCUUUAAUCCUCUUUCUUCCGCGACAAAACUGAAUCUCUCGCGUGGAGGACCUCCUUUCCGCAGUCAAGAUGGCAGAGAUGAUGACUAUCGUAGAGGCAACAAGAAUGGAAAGGAAGAUCGGAGGAGUGCUUCGCGGUCAUCCAUGGGUCAAGGCUUUGGUGGUGUAUUCCGUGGAAGGGCCAGCAACUCGACCACUGGUGGUAGUGCAGCCAUAUUCAUGGACCCUCCUGAAACUCACAAUGAAGUAACCGAAGAACAAAUGGAAGAAAUGACAGAGAGAAUGACACAGUUGGAAAGCCUGGUGGCAAAGCAAAGUGUGGAAAUUCGGCGGCUGAAAGAUGAGUGCAGCAGUCUUCAAGAUGCUACAAAGUCUUUUCACCAAGUAAUUGAACUGCUUAGGGCUGCUGGGUUGCAAACAGACGAAUCGCCAGCCAGUGCUUCCAAACCAUCUCUCACCGCUGAAGAUACAGCAGCAAUGAGUAGUACACGCAUCAGAGGCAACAACAAUGACAUUGACGAUGAGAAUGUGUUCUCGGAAGAUGGCAUGGAUAAUAGUGAAGCCAUCAUAUACGAGUAUUUUGAUGAUGCAGAGAUCUUUGGAGAAGCUCCUUCAUCAGUCACAGAUGCCGCUGAUCAUGCGGGUGCUGCCAUUUUGGCGGGAUUGUUGGGCGGCAAGCAACGCAUGCUAGUUGAUGUGCGAGAUUCUGAGUUGAGUCUAGACCCUGGAACUCUGGUACAAUUCAUUGAACUUGCCAUUUUGCCGGUUGCUGCAGGUCUUGAAGGCCUUCUUAGCAAACGGAAUCGAGUCAAGAUUGUCUUCCCAACAGUGUCGCAAUUGCUGCAGUACCGAAAGACAAUGGCUUUGGCAGCACCAGAAGUAGUGGCUUUGAGUACCCUGGGAUUUGACCCAGUGGAGGAAGGAGACAACAUUGUUGUGAUUGUAGCUCCAUCACCCGAUGAUGAAGAGGGUUUGCAAGUCAUGAAUGAUCUGCUAGAUCCACCUGAUUGGAAGCAAGAGCAACGAAUCACGCAACCUGUUGUAGUCUUGAAUCCUCACAUGGCACCACUAACGGGUCCAGCUGCCAGUUUUGAUGCCAUGUACCAUCUACGGCUCCUGUCAGUGCAGUACAUGUCAGGCAAUCAUGCCGAUUCACACUUUGAAUCUUUCAACGAUGACGAGGCUCGAGACACGGACCAAGCAUCCAAGGAAACGAAGAAGCCAGAUGAUGCUCUCCUGGAACAAGCCAUGAGGCGUGCACAUGAAGCUGGUGUGAAUCACGGUGUAACCCGAGCUAUGGUGGUUCGCGCCUAUCCAAAGCCAUGGCACGUCUUUGUGGAUAUUUCUCCCGAUACAGAUGCUGAUUUUGUCGUCGCUGCUACAUUUGAUGAAGAGCCAACGGUUGACGAGGUGAAUAUGUCCAUUGUUGAAUGCAUUGAAGGCAGUGAAAGUGAGGAUGAGAUAGUUGCACAGCAAAUGCAGCAAGCUUUUGAAUCGCAAAACGAAAAACUUGAGGUUGACAUGAAAGAAGACGACGAAGAUGAUGAAGAGGACGACUGGUACAACCAGUGGACAGAGGACAGUAUCUAGCUAGGUUACAGCUCUACUGAAGCAAUGUCAACGUUGCUUGGGUGCACAGCACACAAAAGAGUUUCGCAAGAUUCAUUCAAGACAACAAGUGUCCUCUCUGACUCUUGCUCCCUUGUGAGCCUUGCAAGAUUGAACCAUUCCAGUUUUUGCGGACCUAGCUAGUUGGGUGCAGUGUUGUGAGCUCCUGCGUGAGCAGCUGAAAUCUUCUCUUCGAGUUUUGCACUCUUGGCCCUGCACAACUCAAGUUCCUUCUCAAGACGAUCAGUCUUUUCAAUGGCCAAGCGCAUGGCAUUUGUCAUCUGCAUUUGCAGCUCUGCUAUGGUUUUUACCACCUCAUCAUCCUUCUCUUCUCGCAGCUUCGCGUUUUCUUCCUUGAGAGCUUCGAUCUCGCUCCUCAGUUUUGGCAGCUUUCCGAGCAAAGCAGCACGCGACACAAUUUUAGCUUUCGUUGCCGAUAUGGAGCAAGUAUGGAGAGCGAGAGAGAGAGGGCACUCACCAUUUCAAAUAAGUUUCUAAACGGAAGAAUCCCUUUCUCAUAGCUCUUUGAUUUGAGGAGGAGACGAUUUCGUAGCUUGUGAUUCUCCUGG